Pochonia chlamydosporia 170 is the source of this 1608-nucleotide messenger RNA. RefSeq names its product C6 transcription factor OefC. Bases 1 to 1608 code for a protein of 535 amino acids. Gene Ontology annotation, biological process: positive regulation of transcription by RNA polymerase II. The record is from RefSeq and is a predicted model, not a curated record. NCBI's taxonomy places the organism in Eukaryota, Fungi, Ascomycota, Sordariomycetes, Hypocreales, Clavicipitaceae. The transcript has 2 exons. Gene Ontology annotation, cellular component: nucleus. Gene Ontology annotation, molecular function: transcription cis-regulatory region binding; DNA-binding transcription factor activity, RNA polymerase II-specific; zinc ion binding.
AUGCCGACUCUUGCUGUCUCGCCAGAAGCGGCGGCUCCUGGACCACAACGCAAGACGACCAAGAAAGGCGGUUAUACGCGACAACGACGAGGGUGCUUGACGUGUCGGCUGCGCAAGAAGAAAUGCGACCAGGGGUUACCGGUUUGCGGGCACUGCUCGCGACUUAACCUUGUUUGCAAGCAUGAAAAGCCGCGACAAUUGUCGAGUUCUUGGGGCGAGGAUGUCGUGGAAGAGACGAAUGCAUCAGCGGCAACUCCUGGUUGGGGAGGUAGUAACACUGCUUUUGCACAGGGAAACCAUGUUUCUGAGGUGUUGAGAUUGGCCAAAGUUUCUGAGCCGUUGGAUCUUGUGCGUCCCGAUGAUGCCGUUGGGCAGGAUUUGAGUGCCAGCCGGAGGGCAAUGAUGCGGUACUAUACGUCUACACUUGCUAUUAUGUUGUCGGCGACUGCAGAAAACAACUGCUUCUUGUCAGUCUUACUGCCAAUGGCAUUCGACUGUCCUACUCUGCUUGAUGCUAUGGCCGCCUGGUCAUCCGCCCAUCUUGCCCUUCGAGACUCCAGUUUUCACGACGCUUCACUCCAACAUCGCGGACGGGUACUUGCGAAUCUGAGCGCCGCCCUGCAAGACGGCAGCUUAUCUGGGGAAAUGUGCCUGGCCGUUGCCAUGUCCAUGUGCUCCAUGGAGACUAUAUCAGAAGCAACAAGCGGUUCCUGGGCUCACCACCUCUCCGGCGCAGCCGCCGCACUACAAUCUAAAAGUUCAGAUAUGCAGGUUGGACUCUUGCGAUCAUCGAGUUCUAUUUUGAGCCAAGACUGGCUGAAGACUGUGGAAGGGAAGUGGCUGGUGAGGAACUUUGCAUACCACGACAUCCUCAUGAGUGUGUCGCUGGACAGAAGGCCAUUCAUCACAGGCGAUUACUGGAUGUCCGCAGACGACGCCAUGGCAGAUCCAUACUUUGCAUUUGCGUCCAAAAUCAUGCUGUCAACAUCCGAGAUCAGCGUCCUGAACGCCGACUGCGCGGAUCACAAGGCAUCACUAAGCGGUGGCACAGCCUCAGAAGAAGGAACCUCCUCGCUCCUUUUCGAAGGUCUCCCCCUAGACUCUACCUACGACACACUUCUGCAAAGAGCCCAUGAUAUCGCGACCGACCUUCGAGAGUGGAAAUGUCCCGCCGCCUCCGCCGACACCCCCCUCGCCUUUCUGAGCGAAACAUACCGAAGCGCUGGCCUGAUAUACCUCGACCGCGUUGUGCGGAAAUACUUCCCCCAGCAUGCGGCUACUGUACUACCGGAGGGUAUUUGGGUUUACGUCGAGUCCGUAUGCGACGUGGCGCAGAAAGUUCCCGAAGGUUCUUUGGCAGAGUGCUCGUUGUUGUUUCCGCUGUUCAUUGCUGGUGGCGAGGCGGAGGAUGCUACACACGUUGAACGGAUUAGGAACAGGUUGUGUACUAUGAAUAAGUGGAGGAGGUUUCGGAACGUGGAUGCUUGUAGGGAGGUUCUGGAGGAUGUUUGGACACAGCGUGAGGAAUGGAGACGGGGGAUGAGGACAGAGAGGGUGGAUUGGAGGGAUGUUGUCCGCCGGAGAGGGUGGCAACUGGCUUUGUCGUAG